Molecule: messenger RNA, 1752 nt
Organism: Puntigrus tetrazona (Sumatra barb)
Lineage: Eukaryota; Metazoa; Chordata; Actinopteri; Cypriniformes; Cyprinidae
Gene: crtc1a
Product: CREB regulated transcription coactivator 1a
Biological process (GO): positive regulation of transcription by RNA polymerase II
Cellular component (GO): cytoplasm; nucleus
Molecular function (GO): cAMP response element binding protein binding
Source: RefSeq, a predicted model, not a curated record
AUGGACGCCGCCGAGAGAUCGGACAGGCGCGACGGCCGCCGACGAGGCCGGCGCUGCGCAUCACAGCCGCAUUACAAUUAUAGAAGACUAGAUUACAGCCUGUCAGAACUUCGAGGACAGUACUUCAUGUGCUCUGCCAAAUACACUGAUUGGAACACUACCAUUGACCUUCUCAACUCUUUUCAGAAUCCCGGGACUGACACGAGCAGAACGGUACUCCGCCACCAGUGCCGCGUGGAGAGGGGCCCAUCGACAGGAAUCGAUCACGCCUACCACCAGAGCCUCUGUGACAGCCACGCCAGAUAUCCUGACGAAAUACCCAUGAAGCUGACUGAUGUUCUGGUCUGCCGUAUCCUACGGAAGAGCAUCGCUCAGCAGUCUGCACACAGGACCAAUCAGUACUCCGCCUCUGAUCAGGAGCACUUUGAACCCAAACUCAAGCAAGAGUGCAUUUGCAGGAGAGUCCCAAGAUUUGCAGCCAAAUACAAGUUCUUCUUCUCACUCAUGCCAGGAAAUAUGCGAGAUCUUGAAAGCAUAUUUCCAUCUCCAGAUCAGAAAAUGACUGCAUCUCUAAUCCCAGCGGCGCACAACACGGGCGGCUCUCUGCCAGACCUGGACCAACAUCCAGAUUCCCCUCCCUCUCCCCACACCCUGGAUCCUGAUGACUCCUCAUCCUCUCUCAGUGCCUCCAACAGCACUGGCAACCCUGGCCAACACUCAUGGGCCUCACGUGUGACAUCAGCCCAGCCCACAGCGACGAUGAGCGUUCAGCGCCGCCAUGAGAAUGUAGUUCCCCUGAUCCUCAACACAGACUCCCAGCAGCACCCGAGUCUUCAGCAGCUGUCGCCCCUCACCUCUCACCUCGCUCUCUCUCGCACAGUAGACGCCAUGACGCUGGAGCAGCAGUUGGCUCAGUAUGCGUUCUUCAGUCAGCCGUCCAGACACAGGGGUCGUGGGGCUUCCUCAGCUCCAGCAGAACACCCACUGCCACCUGUCUCUGGCAGCCAGACGCAAACCUCUGUGGGCAUUGAUAUUAACCACUGCAAGAGAUCCGCUGCUUCCCUCCAGCAGUACCGCUGUAGGGUGGGGUCUUCGCCAAAUCAGUCUCCAACUUCUCCGGUCUCCAAUCAAGGCUUCUCUCGGGGCUCGCCUCAACACUCAUCCAUUCUCGGAAGUGUCUUUGGUGAUGCCUUUUACGACCAGCAGCUGUCCCCUCGGCAGACCAGCGCUUUGUCUCAGCAGCUGGAGCAGUUUAACAUGAUAGAGAAUCCCAUCAGCUCAAACAGUCUGUACACCGAGGGAUCCACUCUGAACUACUCUCAAGCUGCGAUGCUAAACCUCACCGGGAGCCACGGCAGCCUGCAGGACGCGCAGCAGCUAGGCUACAGCAGCCACGGGAAUAUCCCUAACAUCAUUCUCACAGGUGACGUGAGCUUUGACGCAGAUUCCCAGUUCCCUCUGGAUGAGCUGAAAAUCGAUCCGCUGACGCUGGACGGCCUGCACAUGCUCAACGAUCCGGACAUGGUUCUGGCCGACCCCGCGACAGAGGAUGCUUUCCGGAUGGACAGGCUGUAAUCUUUAAGUAUACCAUGUUCAUUUGUCCUUCUUUGAGAUGGGUGUGUUUAAAUGGGAGAGGAGCAGCAUGUCUGGAGGACACUUAGACCCUGUUUCUCAAAGCCCAUCCUCUGGGAAGAGAUUGCUGCGAAUGCUGCCACGGCAUGCUAGGGGGAAAAAAUGGGAAAGCAGCGCUGC